This is a messenger RNA of Striga hermonthica, 1404 nucleotides long. Lineage: Eukaryota; Viridiplantae; Streptophyta; Magnoliopsida; Lamiales; Orobanchaceae. The record is from the annotation of a GenBank genome assembly.
AUGACGCCAUUCACGCAUAGCUCUUGGAAUAAUCUGGACGUCACGUCUCUCCAUCGCCGUAAACAAAUGCUGAAAAUCAUUAAAGAAAGAAUCUUUGAACCGAUUACUGAAGGAAAUGCCCCUCAAUCUUCGCAAAUUUCGGAUUUUGGGGUCCUUGAGCAAUAUCUUGGAUAUCGGGUUGGAGAUCCUUCUAGUAUCAACAGAAGUCCAAUGUUUAAUCCGACUGCAAAUGGCCAAACAGUUGGCCGUGAUCUCCUGUCUAGCCCAUUUGAUAAGGCAUUUGGUCUAACCAACACAAGUCUUUCGGGGGGUCGUGGGGGGAUUCAAGCAACAGAAUUGCAAAAGGGUUCACAGCUGAAUUUAGGUUCUUCUUCUAGUGCUCGACAUGAAAACUGGGGAGAGUCAAACCAUGCAGAGUCCAGCUCACGCACUGAUACCUCGACUGAUAUGGACCCAGAUGACAGAAAUAAGCGUGUGGAUCAAUCUGGUGCUGCUGCUGUUUCAGAUUCAAGUGAUAAAUCAAAAGACAAAACUCUAGAUCAAAAGACACUACGCAGGCUAGCCCAAAACAGGGAAGCUGCAAGGAAAAGCAGACUGAGGAAAAAAGCGUAUGUACAGCAGCUUGAAAAUAGCCGACUGAAGCUAACUCAACUCGAGCAAGAAUUGCAACGAGCACGCCAGCAGGGGAUUUUCAUUUCGAACAUUGGAGAUCAAUCUGUUGCUGGGACUGCAAAUGGUACACUGGCUUUUGACGCGGAGUACGCACGGUGGAUGGAAGAUCAAAACAGACUGAUCAGCGAGCUGAGGACAGCUGUCAACGCGCAUGCGGGUGACGUUGAACUCCGUACUAUAGUGGACAACGUGACUGCACAUAUCAACGAUGUUUACAGGAUGAAAGGGAAUGCGGCAAAAGCCGACGUAUUUCACAUAUUGUCCGGAAUGUGGAAGACACCGGCCGAGAGGUGUUUUAUGUGGAUAGGUGGUUUUCGCCCCUCUGAACUUCUCAAGGUUCUUGCCAAUCAUUUGGAGCCCCUCACUGAACAACAGCUGAAUGGGAUCGAGAAUCUGCGAGAGUCAUCUCAUCAAGCGGAGGAUGCACUUUCCCAAGGUAUGGAUGCAUUACAGCAGUCGUUAGCUGAGACUUUAGCAAAUGCUCCAUCGGGCGCUGAGGGCCCGUCUGGAAAUGUCGCUAAUUAUAUGGGCCAGAUGGCCAUGGCCAUGGGGAAGCUGGGGACUCUUGAAAAUUUUCUGAGACAGGCUGACAACUUGCGGGAACAAACACUACAACAAUUGAACCGUAUAUUGACCACUCGGCAGUCGGCUCGUGCUCUCCUCUUGAAGCAUGACUACUUUGCAAGACUGCGAGCCCUUAGUUCCCUUUGGCUUGCCAGGCCUCGAGAAUAG